UUGCCGGUCAAGUCGUUGAAAGUCCCGUCAGAUUAAUAAUGAGUUCGGCAGGAAUUCUGAAGUCUAGGAAAAGACGAAGCGAAGUGAUCUUCUUUGUAGUUGGAAUUUUCCUAGUUGUCUACGGAGUAACUCAUCUCAUUCACAAAGUAGCCGCCUCAUUAUCCAGUCGGGGAAACAGUCAACGAAUUCGCCGGGCCGUCGCGGAUAACUCAACCAAAUGUGUAAUAUCUCCAUCAUCGGAGUUCCCCGAAGGAUUUUUUACACUGGAAGAGAGAAGAGAGGGAGGCAUAAUUAUUCACUUUAUCAUCAUUCUUUACAUGCUGCUGGCUAUAGACAUAGUUUGUGAAGACUAUUUCCUACCUUCCUUGGAGACUAUCAGUGAACGUCUUGGUCUUACUCAGGAUGUUGCUGGAGCAACAUUUAUGGCAGCCGGAAGCUCUGCUCCUGAACUAGUCACAUCUUUUCUCGGUGUCUUUGUGACAAAGGGAGAUAUUGGAAUUAGUACGAUAGUUGGAUCUGCAGUUUACAAUUUGCUUGGGAUCUGUGCUGCAUGUGGGCUGUUGUCCACCAUGGUUUGCAAGUUGACUUGUUGGCCACUGCUGAGGGAUUGCAUAGCUUAUGCCAUCAGUGUUGUAGCAUUAAUUGCUAUUAUCUUCGAUAAUGUGAUACACUGGUAUGAAUGUGCUUCUCUGUUAUUGAUCUAUGCAGCUUAUGUCGUGGUCAUGUGCUUUGACAUGAAACUUAAUCAGUUCAUAACAAGAAUGUUUAGCCCGUGCUGUGCUUGCCUGGCACAAGUGAUGGAAGAAAGCAAUGAGCAAGAGGCGCUAAUGGGCUGGCAGGGAAAAGAUGGGCCGCUCAUAUAUCGGCGUUCUCGAUCGGAUAGUGGGAUCUUUCAGGACGAUUCUGGCUAUUCCCAACACUCUCUUAGUUUACAUGGGCUCUCGGAGAUUACUGAAGAUCCAUCAAAUGUGUUUGCAAUGCCUGAAUCGGAUGUGAAGAGAAUUAUCUGGGUGCUGUCUCUUCCCAUCACCACCCUACUAUUCGUAACUAUCCCAGAUUGUCGCAGGCAUCAGUGGAGAAAAUGGUUCCUGCUAACUUUCUUCAUGUGUGCUGUGUGGAUUUCUGGAUUUACAUAUAUAUUAGUUUGGAUGGUAACCAUCGUGGGAGAAACUCUGGGCAUUCCUGAAACAGUGAUGGGUCUAACAUUGCUGGCAGCAGGCACCAGCAUUCCAGACACUGUGGCUAGCGUUCUUGUUACCAGAGCAGGUAAAGGAGAUAUGGCUAUGUCGAACAUUGUGGGCUCCAAUGUAUUUGAUCUUCUCUGUUUAGGUGCACCUUGGUUUAUUAAAGCUGGAUUUGUUGAUUUAUCGCCUGUAGAAGUCAAUAGCAGUGGCAUGAUCUAUACAACAGCUUCUCUUCUCCUCUCUAUCAUAUUCGUACUUGCAGCAAUUUGUAUUAAUGGAUGGAAACUGGAUAAGAAACUUGGAGCAAGCUGUCUUUUUGCUUAUUUCAUUUUUCUCAUUAUCUCAGUUCUAAAUGGGCUAGGAAUACUAGGAAAUGUUCUUUCCAGGACAUGCAAUUAAUUGAGCGACAAUCAAGGUACACACCACCAAAACUUCAACCCACUCAUUUGGACUCAUUGGGUAUUACUUCCAGAGCCAAAACUGCUGCAAUAUCAUGGUGUAGCAGGAAAGUACCAGUUUCAAGAAUUGUUUUCCAUGCCAUGCUUAUUGCAAAUAUGAACAAAAAUGGCACUUAAUCACCAGGAAAGAGGACCAAAGUCUUUGGCUAAAGGGAGGCUUUAGAAGCAAGUGUUUAGAGGUGGGGAAUGCCUUCAUAGAGUUAUGGACAUUCUGAGGGAAUUAGUUCAUUUCAAUAUUCUUUCAAAUAUGCAUUUAUUCUAUUCAACUCAACUGCAAUGUCUUUAAACUACCACCCCUAUCUUCCACUAACCAUUCUUCCAAAUCCCAGUCCUAAAAUACUUCUCAAAUGUUUGCAUCCAAUUAUGGCUCUUGUUACGAAUGUGCCACAACUGAGGGGCCGAAGGGUACAAAGUUGCCCCCUCCUUUUUGAGAAUCGCAAGAUCGCUGGGACCCAGGAAAUGAGAGAGAGACACGCAGAAUCCACAAGGUUUGGAAUGUGUCCUGGCCUCAGCGAAACAAAACCGCUGAUAAUGGCUAUUGUCUCUUGGAGACGGAAUUGUGUAUUGAGUACUGUACUAUUCAUUGAAGCCCCUCAGGGGACGACCAGAGUGGGCUGGUUGAGGGAUUGCAUCAUCCCAACCUGACUGACAUCUGAGACCCCGUGAGCAAGGAUAAAAGAGGGUCUGGGGAACAACCCCUUCAGACGCACCAGGAGAAACACUAGAAAUCCCGUGACAGCGUUUAAUAGCGACAGCCGGUGGGGGGCUCGUGUGCGUCCUUCCCUUGCCUGGGAUUGGCAGGCUCACCAUGGAAGAACGGCUUAGCUAAAGGAGUGGCCACAAGUGAACGGCCACACCAACAAGACUCAGACGGACCAAAAUCAUAAAAGGAAUUGGCAAGUUUUUCUCCCAAAACUCACUCUCUCUUUCCAACCAUUGCAAACCCAGUGUCCCCAAAGGCUGCAGCCUGCAUGAACUGAGUGACUUUUACAUUUCCAUCGGACAAUACAUUAUCCCCUAGACAACGAUAGAGCUUAUUUCUUAUUAUUAUACCCGCACUUUUAGAUUUAGUAUUGACGACGUAUAUUAUCUGUAUAUUUGCAUUGAUAUUAUUUGUGUAUUUUUACUAAUAAAUACUGUUUAAAAAUCGUAUCAUCAGACUUCAAUGGACCUCUCCAUCUUUGCUGGUAAGUGACCCAGUUACGGGGUUCGUAACACUCUAAUUAAAGUUAUAACUUCUAACCACAAUGUACCAUCUACUUUCUUCUGUUGAAGUUGCACCCUUGCUAAACCAGACCUCCCACCUCGUUUGUCCAGAACUGCAUCUGCUUUCACUUCGAUAGUCUUACCUUUCCAGGUAAUAUUGUAAUCACUUCUUCCACCCAUUUUUGCUACAUGCUACCCUUAUUCUUAAACAUCAAUUCUCAAUCCCAAAACAGUAUUGAUUUCUCUCACUAUUGCUCUCACCUUGGAUGAGCCAAGAUCUACUACCAGGGGACUCUGAAAAGUUGGUUACUAUUACUGCUGCAAACUAAUUCCAACCCUCUGCACGCUACUUAGCCUGAGCUGCAGGUUUGUAAUAUUGAGCUUCAAACUGCAUUGGACCCCACCAUAAAUCUUUUUUAUUUCAAAGUGUAAUAAUGCUAGUCUAAACUCCUGCCUCACCCAACUGACCUCUCCAAUAAUCCUGCCACCCUCCUACAUUCCAUAAACAAUCUUUUAUUCUAACACUCACAGGCACUAUGUAAUAAUCUAUAUUGACUCUUUGCUGACAAACUUAUUCAAUCCUCAUUCUCAUUAAUCAUUCUCAUACCCAAAAUAAUCUGUUCCUCCUUCUAAUUCCUUAAGCAAUCUUCCUUUACCUGAAACCUGCACAGUGCCAAAUUUCUCCAACGCAGCAUCUCCAAUGGCAAACUGACAUUGUUCAUGUAACUAUGGGUCAGUUAGUUUCAUUUCACUUCUGUGAAAGACCUGGGAAAAGUUUUUGUAGUUAAAUGAAAGUUGUUUAAACCUUACACAGGCUGGCUUUAACCCAAAUGGAUGUACAGUAAAUUAAAUAAUAAAUCUGAGAUACAUUUGGAAUUUUCAGACAUGGUGCCUAACUUUUAGAAAACUGCCCAGUCAUGUGCAAUUCUAAAAUCACUGUCAGUGAUGGUAGUAGCUUCUAUUAUGUAUUUGUUAACCAACCACACUGUUUGGUUAAAUGUUUUUAAGUUAUUUAAAGAUUUUAACACAUUCCCAACAAAGUAAAAGCCAAUUAUAUACAAGAUGAUCAGGUUAUUUAUUUCAUAUUUAUUGUUAUUUUACAGCCUAAAUAACUUGGUUAUAUAACACAUGAAACUGCUUUUUAAAAAAAUAAAAAAAACACUUACCCAACUUUAAGAUUCGCACUCUCCAGAUUUAAGCACCAUUCAUGUCAUCAGGAGAAUAUUGUCCCUUAAAUUUUAUUAUCAGGAUAAUUGGUUUAAUAUGCUUGACACAAGAGAUUAGAAGACAGCCUAUAGCUAAAUCAGACCAGCUGCUGUGCACUAGAAGUUAACCCAAAUUUGGAAGGCUAAUGUAGGCAAGUUCGUCAAAGUAGGAUAACAAAAAUGCAGGAUUUUUAAUUAAUUAUGGAAACCGUUCUAUUGGUUCCAAUUUCCAUGAAACACUAAACUCAGUACUGUUAUCUAGAGAUAAGCUGAUAAAAUUCAAAGUGAGCAGUCUUUCCUGGAAGCAAACAAGCAAGAGAGCAAAAUUUCAUUAAGUACCUGUAUCAACUCCCAAGUUACCUUCUGAAAGUUUCUAAGUAUUUUUAGGCAUACUUAAGCACUAAACUUUUACACUGUACUUACCAUUGACAUAUAGAAGCUAUUAUUAAAAAUGUGUUAUUCCCCUCAAGUUCAAUCGGAUGCAGUGUUACAAGAUCUCUUUGCUCAUCUAGUACAGGUUAAUGCAUGCAUAAUUUACAGUCAAAUAUGUAUUUCAAUUUUAUGAGAUUGAAUAGGAAAAGAUCUUCUUGAAUUAAAAAAUUCUUAGUGGACUUAAGUACAUGAGAACUAUAUUCCUACUGAAUAAUGCUUCAAAGACGUUGCAAGGUUUUCACCAAAUUACAGCAAUGCUGUUACAAUAACAAAAAAUUUGAUGCUGCAAUGAAAUACCCAGUAUUCAGUUUGUAGAGCACCAAACCGUAAUUUCAUGGUUUUAUGGGAAUAAAAUGAAUGUGGUGUACAGAUCAGAACUAUAGCACAAAAUUCAGUUACAUUAUUGAAGAUUAAGAAUUGGUGCUUCAACAAAAUAGAAGGAAUUGUACAGAUCUGUGCAAAAGUCUUAGGCACAUAUAUGUAGCUAGGAUGCCUAAGAAAUUGCACAGUACUGUGGUAAUUUUAUGUAUUGCACUGUACUGCUGCCACCAAAAAAAACCCAACAAAUUUCAUGACAUACGUGAGUGAUGAUUUUACUGUGGGUCUUGAUUGAGGACUGAGUGUGGGAAAAGGACAGGGAGAGAGGAGGCACCAGACAGAUAUUCUGUAAUGAUCAAUAAACCAAAUGUUGGAAUUAUAUAACCUUGCUUGGUGUCACCCAUGCCACCCCCAUCUCUGCUACCUAUCUCACCCCUCCCACAGUGAUCCACCCUUGCCAUUCUCACUGCCCUACGUUGACAAAU
Messenger RNA from Hypanus sabinus (Atlantic stingray), 5288 nucleotides. It is a transcript of the gene slc24a5, whose product is annotated as solute carrier family 24 member 5. Gene Ontology annotation, molecular function: calcium, potassium:sodium antiporter activity; calcium channel activity. Bases 39 to 1583 code for a protein of 514 amino acids. Gene Ontology annotation, cellular component: membrane. The transcript is spliced from 9 exons. Lineage: Eukaryota; Metazoa; Chordata; Chondrichthyes; Myliobatiformes; Dasyatidae. Gene Ontology annotation, biological process: melanocyte differentiation; calcium ion transmembrane transport; intracellular calcium ion homeostasis. The record is from RefSeq and is a predicted model, not a curated record.